AUGCAUGAGGUUGUGACGCUGCAGUUCGGCCAGCAGGCCAACUACCUAGGCACGCACUACUGGAACACACAGGAAUCGUACUUCACCUACGCUGGCGAAGACGAGUCUCCAGUCGAUCACGAUGUCUCAUUCCGUCCUGGCAUUGGCGCUGAUGGUGCCGAAACGUACACACCGCGUACCCUGAUUUACGACUUGAAAGGAGCAUUUGGCACUUUACGUCGAGAGAAUGCCCUGUACCAGCUUCAACAGCAGGAGGACCCUGCACGGGAAGGCCAAUGGAGCGGCAGUACGAUGUCCCUCCAGCUUCCACCUAUUGCUCCCAGCGCCUAUCAGCAGGCGCUUGAUGCAGGCCUUGAAGCACCAACACUAACCACAGAGACUGUUCGAUUCUGGUCAGACUGCAACCACGUAUUCUACCACCCUCGUAGCAUUGUGCAGCUGAACGAGUACGAGCUGAAUAGCUCUUUGAUGCCGUUCGAGCAGUGGCAAAAGGGCGAGGAGCUGUUUGCAAAUCUUGACCGCGAGCACGACCUACUUGACCGGGACCUGAGGCUGUUCCUGGAAGAGUGUGAUCAGUUACAAGGUAUUCAGAUUUUCUCGGGCACAGAUGAUGCUUGGGGAGGGUUCGCAUCCAAGUAUGUGGAACGUCUUGCAGAUGAGCUUGGCAAGGGCUGCCGAUGGGUCUUUGGUCUACAAGAUACUCAGCGAGCAGCAAGAGAGCAGCAAAUGCUGCGUUUGGCCAACGCCGCGCAGUCAUUAUAUGCGCUCGAUCCGUCCGCAAGUCUGCAUGUUCCUCUCGGCAGCAUACCGGGGUCUCUACCGGGCUAUGCAUCAAUUGAUGGCACAAGCAGAUGGCAGACUUCAGCCCUCCAAGCGACCGCUGUGGAGACAAUGACUCUGGCGACGCGGCUACGCAGUGCUCAGCAUGCCCGAGCCACUUUCAACAACAUGGAAUCAGUGCUUAAUGGCAACGGCAUGCGUCGUAUUGCGGCUUGCUCGCUGUCGGUCGACGACGUGGCAAAUCUAGAGAAGCAGAACCAACCUAAUGGCCAUCACGAUCCUCGCAUGACAAAUGGAGUCAGUGAGCAUGAUGACGACGACGAUUCCGAUGAUGACAAGCAUGAUAUCGACAUGUUUCCUGAAAUGUCUCCUGGUACAACAUCUGGCAGACAGAGCAGAGGAAGAGUGCAUCUCUUCAGCAAGAUUGGCUCCCUUCGAGGACCUUGGAAGACUCCGACUGAGAUACAUGAUGCGAGCGAACGCCUUCACGAUCGUUUCUCUGCUCAAGCUCCUCGCAUAUCGCUGCAUCAAUCUGGUCUUCUCCAUCCAAUACUUCCAUCCUAUCCGAGCAUCUUUCGGAUACCCGGCCGCCCGCAGAAGCUGGCCAUCGAUGCUGUACUCACAACCAACACAGCAAUCGCGAGCCAUGUGAGAGCUGUUGAGAAUGUGGCGCGCCGCAUGGUAGGAGUGGAAGACCGCGAGGCGCUCUGUGAUGGCCUGUCCACUAUUGCAGAAGAGUAUGAGGACGGCUGGGACAGCGAUGACUUGAGCGACUGA
This is a messenger RNA of Fulvia fulva, 1557 nucleotides long. RefSeq lists its product as uncharacterized. Gene Ontology annotation, cellular component: cytoplasm. NCBI's taxonomy places the organism in Eukaryota, Fungi, Ascomycota, Dothideomycetes, Mycosphaerellales, Mycosphaerellaceae. Gene Ontology annotation, biological process: mitochondrion distribution. The record is from RefSeq and is a predicted model, not a curated record. The coding region runs from base 1 to 1557 and encodes 518 amino acids. The transcript is spliced from 2 exons.